CACUGUUGGCAUAAGAAGUAACACAUUUCCUUUACCGGUCAAUAUGUGUGACUUUACUGUGGCGUUCAUGUGGCCAAAGAAUAGUAUUUCCGACAGCACAUGAAGGGGUCAUGAGAUGUCUAACCUCAUCGUUAAUCGUCUCAAACGGCAGCCAGCUGAGAGAAAGGGUAGAGAAGACAAGAUGGCGGCGUGAGUGGGUUGCGCUUUGUAUAGACGGCUGCGACCCUUGAAAUCUGUCGAAAACGCGCUUAAAGGACUGAAAAAGCAACAUUACUAUCGGAAGUGUAAUUAAAGCGGCUUCUUUCCCCCCACCCCAGAAGAGAGGAGGCUUGGAUAUUUUUUCUCGCGACGGUCUUUGCGAGAGUCUUAUCUUGAUGCUAACGCUAGCCUACGUUAGAUCUGAGUUGCUGCUUCUUUGAGGUAGCUGGGUUGUUGUUGAAGACCGUGAGCCCGUUCGCAGCUUUGGUGUAACAUUAUUUACUUAGACACUGACACGCAUUCAGUGUUUCUCGAUCCAGGUUUGAUUUUAACUAGGGUCAUUCGUAGCUGGUAGUCUAUGAAUAACACGAAUACAGGUCAAGAGAAGUCUAUUUUCCAUCCUGUUUUUUCGGUUCGUGGUCGAUAUUACUUGGAGUGACAGCUUGUCUAUAAUUAUCCUCACCAACAUUAACUGGACAGGACUCUGCAUGUUCUGCUGACAGUCGAGGUAGACUGCAACACAAUUUCUUUUAAGUGAAUCAAGUGGAAAUUGUCAUUUGGUGGACACUAUGGCGAGCAGCAGUGGCUCCAAAGCCGAAUUCAUUGUCGGUGGAAAAUACAAGCUUGUCAGAAAAAUUGGAUCGGGAUCUUUCGGCGACAUAUAUCUGGCCAUCAACAUCACAAAUGGAGAGGAGGUAGCUGUAAAAUUGGAGUCACAAAAAGCCAGACAUCCACAGUUGUUAUACGAGAGCAAGCUGUACAAAAUCUUACAAGGUGGUGUCGGGAUCCCACACAUCAGGUGGUAUGGCCAAGAGAAGGACUACAAUGUUCUAGUCAUGGACCUUCUUGGACCCAGUCUGGAGGACCUUUUCAACUUCUGCUCUCGCCGCUUCACUAUGAAGACGGUCCUUAUGCUGGCAGACCAGAUGAUCAGCAGAAUUGAGUAUGUACACACAAAGAACUUCAUCCACAGAGACAUCAAACCAGACAACUUUCUAAUGGGCAUUGGCCGUCACUGUAACAAGUGUUUAGACUCGUCAGUGGGGAAGAGGAAAAGAAGCUUGGCUGUUAGCUCUUCUCAGGACCCAUCUUUCUCAGGAUUAAACCAGUUGUUCCUUAUUGACUUCGGUUUGGCAAAGAAGUACCGAGACAACCGAACACGGCAGCACAUCCCCUACAGAGAAGACAAGAACCUGACUGGCACAGCGCGCUAUGCCUCCAUCAAUGCACAUUUGGGCAUUGAACAGAGUCGCCGUGAUGAUAUGGAAUCACUAGGCUACGUGCUGAUGUACUUCAACAGAACCAGUCUGCCGUGGCAGGGGUUAAAGGCUGCUACAAAAAAGCAGAAGUAUGAGAAGAUUUCAGAGAAGAAGAUGUCCACCCCUGUUGAGGUCCUCUGUAAGGGUUUCCCAGCUGAGUUUGCCAUGUAUCUGAACUACUGUCGUGGCUUGCGCUUUGAGGAGGCUCCAGAUUACAUGUAUCUGCGCCAGCUGUUCCGCAUCCUCUUCAGGACUCUGAACCACCAAUAUGACUACACAUUUGACUGGACCAUGCUGAAACAGAAAGCAGCCCAGCAGGGGGCCUCGUCCGGGGCCCAGGGCCAGCAGGCACAAACCCCCACAGGCAAGCAAACUGACAAACCCAAGCCUAACAUGAAAGGUUUCUGAGUGCUCUCUACCCAGAGCAGUGCUGCAGAAGUGUUGGUGACCAGGACCAACAAGCCUCUCUUCCUGGACAAGCGACAAAGAAAGUCUGCGUCUCUCCUUCCAUAAUAACUCUAUGUAAUGGAAAUGUAUAGAUUUACACAUGCCUUUGUCAGCUGUUUAUAUAUAUAUCUAUAUAUAGAUAUAUAUAUAAACUCUCCACACUGAAAGAAAAGCAGGUUUUUUGGAUGUGGAGGCUGUAGCCCCCUGUACCCACCCUAGGCACAGAUCCCUUCCUCAUCCAUCCAUCCCUGUCUUUGUCCUGCUCUGAGUGUUGACUUUUUUCUAAGGAUUUUGUUGAAGCUGAAGUUAAGUUAGUCAGCUGACUCCCUUUUCUCCCCCAGUGGAAACAUCUCAGCAACUCUUCCCCUUUUCACACCAUUAUAAUUUCACUCCUUCCUUUACCAAGCAAAUGUUAAAACAUUUAAACCUGAGAACUGUUAUCCCUUUUUCUUUUUGAAAUAAUUGAAUGAUGCAACCUUGGAUGUUAUUUACUAAAUCAAAUGUUGGAUUUUUUUUUUCUUUUUGUUUCCUAUGGUGAUUAGGAGUUUGCCUGUUGAAAAUAUAAGCAACUGAUGGCAACAAUUGUAGAAUGAUCCUCUGGCUCUCUCUCCCUCUCUCUUUAGAGCUCUGAAUUAUUAAAUCUGUUGUAAAACCUAUGGCAUUCUCCAAAAGAUACCAAUAAAAACUUUACAUAACUCAGA
This is a messenger RNA of Monopterus albus (swamp eel), 2605 nucleotides long. RefSeq names its product casein kinase 1, alpha 1 (gene csnk1a1). The record is from RefSeq and is a predicted model, not a curated record. Gene Ontology annotation, biological process: protein phosphorylation. The transcript has 11 exons. Gene Ontology annotation, molecular function: protein kinase activity; ATP binding. The coding region runs from base 768 to 1865 and encodes 365 amino acids. NCBI's taxonomy places the organism in Eukaryota, Metazoa, Chordata, Actinopteri, Synbranchiformes, Synbranchidae.